This is a messenger RNA of Salvia hispanica, 3516 nucleotides long. RefSeq lists its product as uncharacterized. The record is from RefSeq and is a predicted model, not a curated record. Gene Ontology annotation, biological process: protein phosphorylation. Lineage: Eukaryota; Viridiplantae; Streptophyta; Magnoliopsida; Lamiales; Lamiaceae. Gene Ontology annotation, molecular function: receptor serine/threonine kinase binding; protein kinase activity; ATP binding.
CAAUGCAAGUGCCGGAAGAGUGGUGAUCUAGGUUUUUGCAAAUGCCGAUGCCGAGGCAAUUCUUGAACGCCACCCCAACUCACCUCCACCGCUGCUAUUUCUUCUUCUUCUUCUUCCUCUUCUUACUCGCACAACAACAUUCCCUUGCGUCCGAAGUUUCUGUUUUAUUCUCUUGGAUUUCUUCUUCUUCUUCUUCUUCACCGCCCCCUCCUGCAUUCUCCAAUUGGAAUCCCUCACACCCUAAUCCUUGUAAUUGGUCCUUCAUCACAUGCUCUUCUCAAUACUUUGUCACGCAAAUAAACAUACAAUCCCUUCCCCUCGCUCUCCCCUUCCCCUCCAAUCUCUCCUCCCUCUCCUUUCUCCAAACCCUAACAAUCACUGGCGCCAACCUCACCGGAACCAUCCCCUCCGACGUCGGGGGCUGCGCCUCCCUCCGGAAUAUCGAUGUCAGCUUCAACGCCCUCGUCGGGGAAAUCCCCUCCACCAUCGGCGGCCUCAAGAAUCUCGAGGAGCUCACCCUCAAUUCCAACCAACUCACCGGACCAAUCCCGCCCCAAAUCGGCGGCUGCAUGAAGCUUAAAACCCUUACUUUGUUCGACAACAGGCUGAGCGGAAGCAUCCCCGCCGAGAUCGGAAUGCUGUCGGAGCUGGUUGCCCUCCGCGCCGGCGGCAACCAAGAUAUCGACGGAGAGAUUCCCGACGAAAUCGGGAACUGCCGUAAUCUCGAGGUGCUCGGGCUCGCCGAUACGAAGAUUUCCGGGGGGAUUCCUCGCACCAUCGGAAGGCUCCAGAAGCUCCAAACCCUGUCGAUUUACACCACGAUGCUAUCGGGAGAGAUUCCGGCGGAGAUCGGGAACUGCACGGAGCUCGUGGAUGUGUUCUUGUAUGAGAACAGUCUGUCUGGAUCGAUUCCGCCGGAGAUAGGAAAUCUGCAGAAGCUGGAGAAUUUAAUGGUGUGGCAGAACAAUUUGGCGGGCUCAAUUCCCUAUCAAAUUGGGAGGUGCAAGAGUUUGACAGUCAUUGAUGUUUCCCUGAACUACAUAUCUGGCACCAUUCCGGAAUCAAUUGGGAAUCUAACCUAUCUCGAAGAAGUGAUGCUCAGCAGCAACAACAUCUCCGGUUCCAUCCCUGCGGUUCUCUCCAGUGCGACCAGGCUGGUCCAGUUCCAAAUCGACAGCAAUCAGAUUUCCGGCUCGAUUCCGCCGGAGCUUGGACUGUUGAAGAACCUGCAGAUCUUCUUAGCUUGGGGCAACAAGCUGGCGGGAAGCAUCCCGGAGGCGCUCUCCGGCUGCGAGAGCCUCCAGUCGCUCGAUUUGUCUCGCAAUUCGCUCACCGGCAGCCUUCCCACCGGCAUCUUCCGCAUCGCCAAUCUCACCAAGCUUCUCCUCAUCUACAACGACAUCUCCGGCGCGAUUCCGCCGGAUAUCGGCGCCUGCACCUCUCUGGUGCGGCUGAGAUUGGUCGGGAACAAGAUCGGUGGAGAAAUCCCUAAAGAAAUCGGCUCCCUCACUAGCCUCACCUUCCUUGAUCUCUCCGAUUGCCGCUUGAGCGGUUCAAUGCCUCCAGAAAUCGGAAACUGCAAGGAGCUGCAGAUGCUGAAUUUGGCGCGAAAUUCGAUCACGGGAAACCUUCCGACCUCUCUAUCUUCGCUCACCAAGCUAGAGGUGCUGGACGUGUCGGCGAACAAGCUCGACGGCGCCAUUCCUGAUAUUUUGGGGCAACUCUCUUCCCUCAACAGGCUCUCCUUAGGAAGCAACGGUUUAUCCGGGAACAUUCCGUCCAGCCUCGGCCGUUGCUCGCGGCUUCAGCUGCUCGAUUUGAGCAGGAAUUCGUUGACAGGGAGCAUGCCGGUGGAGAUAUUUACCAUCGAGGCGCUUGAAAUCGAGCUGAAUUUGAGCUGGAAUUUGCUUAGCGGGGAAAUUCCAACUCAGAUUGCGGCAUUGAACAAGCUCUCUGUAUUGGAUCUUUCACACAACAAACUUCAGGGAGAGUUGAAGUCUCUUUCAGGAUUGGUGAACCUCGUGUCGUUGAACAUCUCCUUCAACAACUUCUCAGGCUACUUGCCUGACAACAAGGUUUUCAGGCAGCUCUCCGCAGAAGAGCUGGCUGGGAACCCGGGGUUGUGUUCCCAUGGCCAUGACUCGUGUUUCCUGAGCUCUGGCUCGGGAAUGGGGAUUCCCGGGAAGAGGCGGCCGUGGAAGCUGAGAUUGGCCAUCGCAUUGCUUGUGAUCGUGACCGUGGCGCUGGCAGUUGUGGGCGUGCUAGCCUUUCUCAAAGUGCGGAGAAUGAGCAAAGCAGAAUCGGAUUCGGAAUUGGGAGAGGGGGAGUCGUGGUCGUGGAAAUUCACCCCCUUUCAGAAGCUGAAUUUCUCAGUGGAUCAGAUCCUCAGGUGUCUCGUCGAGGCCAAUGCCAUCGGGAAGGGGUGCUCAGGAAUCGUCUACAAGGCGGAACUCGACAACGGGGAAGUGGUGGCGGUGAAGAAACUGUGGCCUGUGAUGGUGCAGGCCGGUUUGAACAGGGGAGUUCGCGAUUCGUUCUCGACUGAAGUGAGGACGCUGGGAUCGAUCCGGCACAAGAACAUAGUGAAGUUUUUAGGGUGCUGUUGGAAUCAGAAGACGAGGCUGCUGAUGUAUGAGUAUAUGCCCAAUGGAAGCCUGGGAAGCCUUGUGCAUGAGAAUAAUGGAGGCUUCUUGGAGUGGGAGGUGAGGUACCGGAUUCUGCUGGGCGCGGCUCAGGGCGUCGCGUAUCUGCACCAUGACUGUGCCCCGCCUAUCGUGCACCGGGACAUUAAGGCCAACAACAUUUUGAUUGGCCUGGAUUUCCAGCCUUACAUUGCUGAUUUCGGCCUGGCUAAGCUCGUUGAUGAUGGAGACUUCGCCCGUUCCUCCAAUACUAUUGCUGGUUCCUAUGGCUAUAUUGCUCCUGAGUAUGGAUUCAGUAUGAAGAUCACUGAGAAGAGCGAUGUUUAUAGUUUUGGAGUAGUUAUGUUGGAAGUCCUCACUGGGAAACAGCCCAUUGACCCGACCAUACCCGAUGGGAUUCACAUUGUGGACUGGGUGAAGCAGAAGAGAGGCGUGGAGGAAGUUCUAGACCCCGGGCUGCGCCUGAGGCCCCAGCCGGAGAUUCAAGAAAUGAUGCAGAGCUUAGGAGUGGCAAUGCUGUGUGUGCAGUCGUCACCUCAUGAGCGGCCAACGAUGAAGGAUGUGGCGGCGAUGCUCAAGGAAAUAAGACAAGAGAGAGAGGAGAAUAUGAAAAAUGAGGCUGGGAAAGGGUCACAAGUUAGUGAUGGUGGUGGUGGUGGAGAGGGACAUAAUGGUGGAGGCUCAUCAUCAGCUAUACAGACUUUGUAUUUGCAGAGCAACAAUUCAAGCUUCUCUGCAUCUUCAUUACUCAAUAAGCAAUAGAGAUUGCAUUUCUUUAAUUUGUACUUACUUACAUCUAAACCGUUUGGUUUUCUCAUCUUAUAAAGUGUUGAUUAUCUUUUGAGAAAAAUAAGAAUACUACUACUAUUCUUUA